Peniophora sp. CBMAI 1063 is the source of this 1773-nucleotide messenger RNA. The record is from the annotation of a GenBank genome assembly. Lineage: Eukaryota; Fungi; Basidiomycota; Agaricomycetes; Russulales; Peniophoraceae.
AUGACCGAAAAGAGAUCAAUCUGCCCCUGGUUGUCUCUGGCGGACUCGCGUCUCUCCGAGAGUGCGCUAGCAUGUGUGCCAUCCGGCCUCCGCCUGCAGGCCUUGGACUCGGAACUCAGCAACAUCGAGAAGGCCUUAUAUCACGCCCGUCAAUUGCGCAAUCUCAAGACUGGACCCUGCAAACUUCCAGCUGAAGUCCUCGUGUCUGUCUUCGAGUAUGUUCAAACAGAGUGGCCGCCACUGCGUAGACCCAGCGAGGAGAGGGAUACCUUCGACGCCGGUUGGAUGUCACUCGCUCAUGUCUGUAGCAAGUGGAGAGAGAUACUCAUCGGCGUUCCGUCAUUAUGGUCCAAGCCGACGCUCAAUACCUUCGACAUACCCCAUCAAUAUAUUCCAGAUAUCCUCUUUCGAGCUCGUUUAAAUCCACUCGAUUUGGAGCUGGAUUAUACCGGAGGCUCAGACACUGUGCUGAACGACAUCGGAGCGAAUGCCUGGCUCUCCCCCUCCGUUCUGCGGCGUGCCAGACGGUUGGACAUCACUGCAGGAGAGGACGUUAUUUCGCUUAUAGCCACACGUCUUUACCUCGUUCAUGAAACGGAUCAACUGCGCGACCUCCGCGUGUCAACUCUCUUUGCGAAUGGAAACCCCGAUCUGCCAAUCCCCUUUCAAACCCUGUCAGGUGUGAAAAGGUUGCACCUAUGCAAUUGCCAAAUAUCAUGGCAGUCGCCUAUCUUCUCUCGACAUGUCACACAUCUCCAUCUAUCGCAAAGAAGCGGAGGAUUCCGCCCGUCAUAUGGCGAGAUGGCGGCGCUCGCGGCCCUCCUCGAGUCUCUCCAAACACUCCAUUUAGCGGACGUCGUACCUAUCGCAGGCCCUACGCCGGACCAAUCUAUCCCGAUCGUCCUUUCCGCAUCUCUUCGUGAUCUUCAAAUAUUCGUGAACAACGAGGAGACGGCAAUGGACGGCUUGAUAUUCAUCUCACAGGUCAUCGCUCCGCGCCAAUGCCCUCGGCAGUUUGUCCUUCCUUCCCUCGACGAAUCGCCUCCUCCACUUAACGUGGCUCUGGUCGACACUGCCCUCGAGCGGCUUAUUCCUCGCCUAUCCUUCACUGGAUGCCAUGCUAUUGACGCCCGAUACCUCGAUCUAGGACCUUCCAGCAUGUGGAUCGUAGGGUUCGAGGCCGAACCGCAAGGCUCUGCCGCACAGCUCCCGCCAUCUUCUCCACACGAUGCGCGUUACACCGAAGGGUACCUCGAGAUUCCUAGUUCUGAAGCGCCGGACCCGUUCUGCUUAAGCAGCUACCUGUCACUCAUCCCCCUCGAACAGCUACACACCCUUUCGCUGGACGUAGUCACCCUUCGUGAUCUCUGCAGAAGCCAAGGAUGGCCGACCUUACUCCGUGCAGAAGGUGUUUGCCGUGUGGAAGUGGCCGAACCCUCUGAGCCGCAAACAUAUAAGUACCUUGUCCUCUUACUGGCAAUCCUCCUGAGGCGCCACAAUCGCGACGAAGGAGACGGUCCCCGUGUUCUAUUCCCGCAUCUGGAGGUCUUGGCUCUCCCUCUAUUCGAGGAGGAAGCCAAAUGCCAUGACAUGAAAGCCGGCAUUGUCAAUCUUGUACAUGCCAGGCAGGAACUGGGAGUGCCGAUGCAUGAGCUGGUCAUACCGCUGGGCGCCUCAGAAUGGUCCGUGUGGACCACCUUGCGUCCGGCUCUCAAGAUUUCGUUCAUUGAUUACCCCAGGCAUUCAGCACCAUUCAACCCUAUGGACUCGUAA